This is a messenger RNA of Kwoniella botswanensis, 2715 nucleotides long. RefSeq lists its product as uncharacterized. Gene Ontology annotation, molecular function: DNA binding; DNA topoisomerase type I (single strand cut, ATP-independent) activity. The transcript is spliced from 13 exons. Lineage: Eukaryota; Fungi; Basidiomycota; Tremellomycetes; Tremellales; Cryptococcaceae. The coding region runs from base 1 to 2715 and encodes 904 amino acids. The record is from RefSeq and is a predicted model, not a curated record. Gene Ontology annotation, cellular component: nucleolus; chromosome. Gene Ontology annotation, biological process: DNA replication; chromosome segregation; DNA topological change.
AUGUCAGAAAUCACCUCUGCCAACGGUGCGUCGGACAACAUGGCAGUUGUAGCUCCCAAUUUGGAAUCUACUCCUUCUAUCAUCGCCGCUCAUGCACCUCAGGUGAAAGAUGAUGAUGAGAGUAUGAGCGAGGAUGAUAAACCGUUGAUGAAGAAACAACAACAACAGAAUAACAAAAGAGUCGGUGGAGGUACCAGUUCCAGUGAAGAUGAGAAACCUCUAAACAAGAGACCUAGAGUCUCGAAUGGAGCUGCUAAUAAGAAGAGAAGAGUGGUAGAUAGUGAUAGCGAUGAGAGUGAUGCUGGACCUUCAGUCAAGAAAGAAGCUGAACCAACACCAAAAACAAACGGUCCUUCCAAACCGCGUACAUCCACUACCAAGAAAUCUGCCAUCCCAUCAUCCGACUCGGAACUUUCAGAGGAUGAAAAACCACUUGCUAAACGAGCAACAGCCAAUGAAAAUCGUACUGCCAAGGCGAAACCCAAACCCAGUACCAAAGCAGCUAAGAAAGCCUCAUCAAGUGAUGAAGAUGAAUCGCUCUCCGAGGAGUCAGAGUCGUCAGAAGAUGAAAAACCUUUGGCUAAGAAGAAAGCUCCUGCGAAACCUCGACAGAGUACUUCUUCGACUAAAGCCACCCCGAAAAGUAAGGUGAAGGCUGAACCCGAGAGUGAAGAUGACGAUGACGUGCCGUUAGCUAAGGGAAAGGCAAACGGACAGGCGAAACCUGCUGCAAAGGAUAAGAAACCUGUGGUAAAGAAGGAAAAGAAGGUGAAAGAGGAAGAAGAUGAGGAAGACAAGUAUAAGUGGUGGGAACAAGAGGCGUUAGGUGAUGGAGAAGUGAAAUGGACAACAUUCGAACAUAAUGCUGUGUUAUUCCCUCCGCCAUACGUCCCUUUAUCUAAGAACGUCAAGAUGAAGUAUGAUGGUGUCCCACUCACCCUGCCGCCUGAAUCGGAAGAAGUGGCUGGAUUCUUCGGUGCGAUGAUAGAGACGGAUCACGCCCAAGAUGCUAAAUUCCGAGAAAACUUCUUCAAAGAUUUCAAGGCGAUGUUAGAGAAAUACCCUCCCAAGGAGAACGUCAAGGUGAAAUCGUUGGAUAAAUGCGAUUUCAAACCGAUGUUCGAACAUUUCGAGAGGGAGAAGGAGAAGAAGAAAGCUAUGACUAAAGAGGAGAAGAAAGCGAUCAAGGAAGCUAAAGAUAAGAUGGAAGCACCGUAUUUGUUCUGUAUGGUAGAUGGACGUAAAGAGAAAGUAGGAAAUUUCCGAGCGGAACCUCCUGGUUUGUUCAGAGGUCGAGGUGAACAUCCUAAGAAGGGUACACUUAAGCACCGAUUACGUCCGGAAGACAUUAUCAUUAACAUUGGGAAAGACGCUCCCAUACCUGCACCUAACAUACCUGGUAAAUGGAAAGGUGUCCAACAUGACAACACCGUUACGUGGCUGGCACAUUGGAAAGAGAAUGUCAACGGCAAUGCGAAAUAUGUGUUCUUAUCUGCUGGAUCAUCCUGGAAGGGUCAGAGUGAUAGAGCUAAAUUUGAGAAGGCUAGGGAAUUAAUUAAACACGUCGAUAAGAUCCGAAAAGAUUAUACGGAAGAUCUGAAAUCGAAAGUGAUGGCUGACCGACAACGAGCGACGGCAUUAUACUUUAUCGAUCGAUUGGCCCUCAGAGCAGGAAACGAAAAGGGUGAAGAUGAGGCUGAUACUGUCGGUUGUUGUUCACUUCGAUACGAGCAUGUCACGCUCUCUCCACCGAAUACAGUCGUAUUUGAUUUCCUAGGUAAAGAUUCGAUGAGAUUCUUCCAGGAAGUACAGGUGGAUGCUCAGGUGUUCAAGAAUAUAAAGUUGUUUAAGGCGGAGCCGAAGAAGAAGGGAGAUGACUUGUUUGAUAGAUUGACUACAACUCUCCUGAAUAAACAUUUGAACAGUAUGAUGCCUGGUCUGACGGCCAAGGUAUUCCGUACAUACAACGCGUCGUGGACUUUCCAAAAGCAACUGAAACAUACACCCAAGAACGGUACCAUCGCUGAAAAGAUCGCAGCGUACAAUACCGCCAACAGGGAUGUCGCCAUACUGUGUAACCAUCAGAAAUCAGUCAGUAAAACUUGGGAUGUUUCGAAAACUAAACAUGAGGAUAAGAUACGGGCCCUCAAAUACCAAAGGAUGAAACUUCGAUUGCAACUCUUCUCGCUCGAUCCCAAAAUCAAGAAGAAGCGACCUGACUUAGCGGAAGACGAGUCGGACAUGGACGAGGAAUUCUGUGAGAGACACGAGAAGGAGUUACUUGAAAAAGCCCUUGAUACCGCCCAGAAGAAGUUCGAUAAGGAUAAUGUGAAAUUAGAGGAGGAAGGUGAGAAGAAAAAGGAUAAGAAGGAUUUGGAAGAGAGGCUGAAAGAGAUCAAAGAGGAGUUCAAGGAGUUGAAAAAGGAGAGGAAGAGUAGGAAGGUUGAACCUAGACGAGCUGCUACGGAAGAAAAGUUGUUGGAACAGAUACAGAAGAUGGACGAGAGGAUCGCAACUGCCAAAGUACAAUUGGAAGAUCGAGAUAAAUUGAAGGAUGUCGCUUUGGGUACAUCCAAGAUCAACUAUAUCGAUCCACGAAUUACUGUAGCAUGGGCAAAGAAAUAUGAUGUACCGUUAGAGAAAUUGUUCUCCAAGACUUUACGGGAGAAAUUCCCUUGGGCUGAAGCCGAGGCUGAUAAAGGGUGGAUAUUCUAG